Striga hermonthica is the source of this 711-nucleotide messenger RNA. NCBI's taxonomy places the organism in Eukaryota, Viridiplantae, Streptophyta, Magnoliopsida, Lamiales, Orobanchaceae. The record is from the annotation of a GenBank genome assembly.
AUGGCUACUCAGAUGAGCAAAAAACGAAAGUUCGUGGCUGACGGAGUUUUUUUCGCUGAGCUGAACGAGCUUCUGACGAGGGAGCUGGCGGAGGACGGAUACUCCGGCGUGGAGGUGAGGGUUACUCCGGUCCGAACGGAGAUUAUAAUUAGGGCAACUCGCACGCAAAAUGUUCUUGGCGAGAAGGGGAGAAGAAUUAGAGAAUUAACCUCUGUUGUUCAGAAGAGAUUCAAGUUUCCUGAAAACAGUGUCGAGCUUUAUGCCGAGAGAGUUAACAACAGGGGCUUAUGCGCAAUUGCUCAGGCCGAGUCCCUGCGCUAUAAGCUUCUUGGAGGGCUUGCUGUCCGGAGAGCUUGCUAUGGGGUGCUGCGAUUUGUCAUGGAGAGUGGUGCCAAAGGCUGUGAGGUAAUUGUUAGCGGAAAGCUUAGAGCUCAACGUGCCAAGGCAAUGAAAUUCAAGGACGGGUACAUGAUUUCUUCUGGUCAACCUGUUAAAGAAUACAUUGACUCUGCAGUGAGGCAUGUUCUUCUAAGGCAGGGUGUUCUUGGCAUCAAAGUGAAGAUAAUGCUCGAUUGGGACCCGAAGGGGAAGCAAGGUCCGGUUACACCUCUGCCUGAUCUCGUCACAAUUCAUCCACCAAAGGAAGAAGAGCAUUACAUUGCUCCUCCGCCACCGGCUGCAACUGAAGUUGAAGUCCCGUUGGCUGUGUAG